Messenger RNA from Oppiella nova, 255 nucleotides. The record is from the annotation of a GenBank genome assembly. NCBI's taxonomy places the organism in Eukaryota, Metazoa, Arthropoda, Arachnida, Sarcoptiformes, Oppiidae.
AUGCCGCACAAGGGAUUAAAACCACCUAUGGCGAUAUGGCAACAGCGCAAGCUGAAGCAGAUGCAGCCAAGCGUUGUGAAGCUGGAGCGAACAAAGAAUAUGAGAUGUAUUUUAAAGCUGGUGUGGAUGGUGUAUUUACCGAUGAUCCUGGGUACGACGGGUUUCAAACGCAUUCUCAAUGCAACAGGCUAUUCUUUAGCAGGAUUUAAAGCUGCAUACCAAAAUGAAGCGGCUUUCCGUCAGAUUAAGCUGUAG